Molecule: messenger RNA, 1344 nt
Organism: Phaedon cochleariae (mustard beetle)
Lineage: Eukaryota; Metazoa; Arthropoda; Insecta; Coleoptera; Chrysomelidae
Source: the annotation of a GenBank genome assembly
AUGCGAGCCUUAAACGAUGCCAUGCACAACUUCAAGCUGUCUCGCCCUUGCCUCCUCUUUACCUGCCUCCUCACUGUCCUCCUCAUCUCGUUCCUCUAUCUCUCCAGCCCCUCGAUCGACUCCGAAAUCCAUAACGCUCCUCUCAUCCUCACAACGGACUCAGAGGACGGCAAUCAAGUGCCUGCGAAAUUCCUCCAAAGUUUCGAGCCUCUCGACUCCAACGUCAGCUACUGCGAGUACAACUUCAACUUUCCCAGAGACCUCGAUUUCGCCGAUGGGGACCUCAAUUUCGGAGCGGAACAGGGAAAAGAAGGUCCCUACAGGAUACUGUACAAUGUUGUCGCUGCCAAGAUAGCUCCUGACACGCCUGCUAUUACCUAUGCGACACACGUGACAGCUGAUUUCAUGAAUUAUAUACCAGAGUUAGUGAGGUAUUGGGACGGGCUGAUUAGCAUAGCAGCCUUCGUUCCUGAUCUCGACGUAGCGUUAGUGUUGAGGCAACUCAACCAAUACUGUUAUUGUCUUCCAGGAAUGGCACGCGUUUCCUUACAUUUAGUCAUAGACAAAACGUUACCUCCCUCCCGAAAAGAUGUUUAUUUCACUAAACCGGACAGCUGUGAAGUAGAAGAUUCGUCACAGCUACAAACUUACAGGAAUGUCGACGAGAAGGUGAUGUAUCCUAUCAACGUGUGCAGGAACGCCGCAAGGACAGCCGCCUUGACCGAACAUGUCUUGGUGUCAGACAUCCAGCUGAUGCCAAGCGGAAACCUAGCCCGGAGUUUCCUCGAAAUGAUCGACCAAUACAAAUUGGCUGAUUGCCAGAACAGAGUCUUCGUGCUGCCGAUCUUCGAAGUGGAAGAAGGCCAGGAAAUCCCUCGAACGAAGGAGCGAUUGCAGGAGUUGAUUGGUCAGGAGAAGGCCGUCUACUUUCACAGACACAUUUGUUCGCACUGCCAAAGGUUUCCAGGCAUUGAGGCUUGGUUGGUUUCUGAUCCGGGAGAUACUGUCAAGCCAUUGGCAACAGUAAGAAGAGAAGUGCCUUACCAUCGAUGGGAACCGAUCUAUAUAGGAACAAAGAAUGAACCUCUGUACAAUGAACUGUUAUCCUGGGAAGGACUGCAAGACAAAAUGUUACAGAUGUUGGAGAUGUGCCUUAUCGGUUACAAGUUCGUUAUACUAGAUGGUGCUUAUCUGGUACACUGGCCUGGAAUGAAGAAAACGAAAACCAAAGAUGAAGAACCGUGGAGGAUACCGUUUAUCAAGAAAAAUUCGGAGGAGUACAAAAAGUACUUGACUAGUUUGAUUGAAAGAUAUGCCCCAAAAAGACAGUGCAAAAUACAAUAA